Molecule: messenger RNA, 918 nt
Organism: Rhincodon typus (whale shark)
Lineage: Eukaryota; Metazoa; Chordata; Chondrichthyes; Orectolobiformes; Rhincodontidae
Product: coiled-coil domain-containing protein 40-like
Exons: 5
Biological process (GO): heart looping; axoneme assembly; epithelial cilium movement involved in determination of left/right asymmetry
Cellular component (GO): cytoplasm; cilium
Source: RefSeq, a predicted model, not a curated record
GACAUGUUUGUCGACCGUUUAGUAUCGCAAAUGGAUAUACUGCGAGAACAGAUUGCAAUGUAUGAAGCCCAGUAUAUUGCACAAGUAGAAGAAACGAAAGCAGCACGGAAAACGGUGGCAGAGGCAGCCAUGGAGAUUGAGGCAAUUGGCUAUGAGAAGAAACAACUAAUAGAACAGUGGACCAGUAGCCUAAUUGGGAUGCAGCGACGUGAUGAGGCAUACGCUGCAAUGCAGGAAGCCGUCAGACAAUCAAGGCACAAGUUGGAUACAUUGAAGACUGAAAUGCUUGCCUAUAAUACCUUCAUUAUGAAACAGGAAGAGAAGAAUGAGUUUCUAACAAUUAAUCUGAACAGAUUGACAAAUGAUGUUAAUAUGACCCAGAAAAUGAUAGCGCAGAACUUAGCGAAGCAGGAAGCAUUAAAACAUGAAUAUAGCACCUACACUCGGACACUACAUGAAACAGAACGUUUGCUCAACAAAGCUUCAUUAGACAAGAACAUUCGCCAAAGUGAGAUAAAAGUACUACAGCUACAAAUAGAAAAGGAAUAUACAACAAAGGUUAAACUGGAAGAUGAAAUUAUGGCAAAAUUGGAAAGUGAGUUGACAAUGAAUCAGGCAACAAAUUACUUGAAACGUUUGGGUGACAAGCUUCGAAUCCAGAAACGACAGUUGGAAAUCGAUUAUGCAAAAACAGAAAAUGAAUAUGCUCAAAUAAAUCUGGAAAUUAAUGACCGGACAGCAGAACUGACCAGGUUGCAGAAAACUCUACAAGAACAGUACAAUGAAUUGAAUGAGAAAAACAGAGUUAUUUCAUUAAGCGAGAAAGAAAUUGCUAAACGACUGCUUGCCAUUCAAAAUAAACAGUCGGUGCUUAACAUACACAACAAGAGGAUUGCACAACUGAUAGCAGAGAUGGGU